CAGUAUUAUCACUAGCUUAAAUGUAAACAAUAACAAAAACUUUAAAAGAAUAGACAUAAUUAAAGCGGUAGUAUACUUCUGCAAAAUAUGCCAGACAAGUUCAGUUCUAAUUUAUUAUAAUAAAUAUUAUAGUGAUCAUGGAUUUCGACGAUCCGAGGCAGCCGCUAUUGGGCUGUCCUCCUCGUAGUAAGUGGCGCCGCGGGGUCAGUAGGAUGUGUAACGUGGAGUCAUGGAGACGAAGGGUUCCUAUCACCAUUUGGCUGCCUCAGUACAAUCUGGAGAAGUUGCUGCGUGAUGCCAUCGCUGGUAUAACGGUGGGUCUAACGUCAAUACCGCAAGGGAUAGCGUACGCCAUUGUAGCAGGACUUCCGCCACAGGUGGGCCUGUACUCCAGUAUAUUCCCUGGCGUCAUGUACGCUGUAUUCGGCAGCUGUAAGCAGGUGACUGUUGGCCCGACGGCCAUAUUGGCAGCGUUAUUGACCAAGUACGUAGCACAAUCAGAAGAUUUUGCGUACUUGGCAUCCUUUUUGACUGGCUGUGUUAUAUUACUACUUGGUGUUUUGCAAUUAGGUUUCCUUUUAGAUUUCAUAUCAAAGCCAGUUAUAAGCGGGUUCACUGCGGCCGCCGCCUUGCAGAUAUCAGCUUCACAAUUAAAAUCAUUGUUCAACACGACCGGUAGUUCUGGUGGGACGUUUAUAAAGGCUGUUAUAAAUUUCUUCUCAAAUAUAAAAUCUGUUCAGCUGUGGGACACCUUACUAGGCGUCCUCACCAUCGUAUCUCUGUUUCUUCUUAAAUGCUGCUCCCCCUCCUCCCCCCUCUCGUAUUGUGCCACGUGUCGCGUGCACUCGGUCCGCGCUCGUAACGCCGUAGUCGUGUUCGCGGCUACGGCCGUGGCGUACUUGUUCUACAUCUACGGCAUGACGCCGUUCAAACUAACCGGUAAAAUAGAGGGUGGUUUGCCUAAAUUCAGUCUACCUCCAUUCCAGACUGUAGUAAAUAAUAAUACUAUUGGUUUUGAUAAAAUGUUGGAUGUCUUAGGCCCGGAAGGUCUCGUGAUGCCGCUAGUAGCUAUACUGGAGAGUAUCGCUAUUGCUAAAGCCUUCGCCGGCACAGCAUCAGUGGACGUCACGCAGGAGAUGGUAGCUGUGGGUAUGUGUAACAUAGUGUCGUCGUUCGCGCAGAGCAUGCCGGCCACGGGCUCCUUCACACGGACCGCCCUCAACCACGCCAGCGGGGUCAUGACGCCAGCCGGCUCCCUGUUUAAAGCGGCGUUAGUGUUACUGUCAGUGACGUACUUGUCCGAGGCGUUCCGCUUCAUCCCUCGCUCGACCCUGGCCGGCAUCAUCAUGGUGGCGAUGGUGUCCAUCGUCGACUUCUCUAUUCUACCGCCACUAUGGAGACACAGCAAGUCGGAACUGUUCGUGUGGUUUCUGACCGUCGUGGUGGGUGUGACAGCCGGUCUGGAGUACGGGAUAGCGGCGGGCGCGGCGGGUGACGCUCUAAGAGUGCUGUACUCCGCCUCCCGACCGCGGCUGGUAACUAAACAGUUCAAGGUGUGUGGUGUCCAGGUAGGCGCGGUGGAUGUGGCGCUGGUGUCUCUACCGGAAGUUGUUUGUUACGCGAGUGUGGAGCACGUGGGGAGAGUACUGAGGACCGUCCGCGGACACGUUGUUGUAUUGGACGGAAGGACCAACAUACACGCGGAUAUAGGAGUUAUAGAGACCGUGAACUCUGUGAUCUCUGACGCCGAGGGUGGAAAGCGUCGUUUUCUUCUGUGGUGUGUUGAGGAAGGUCACGGCUUCGACGGAAUCAACGCGACCCUCGUCACCGGAGAUGACCUCCAACGAAUAGUCACAGAGCACUGUGUUGAUAACAGAAGAGUAUCUUCACUAAGCGGUGUGAGCUGACCAUGAAUUUUCCUUUGACUUAUAUCAGCUUGUCGGCCAUAUAUAUAUAUUUAUAUAUACAUUAUAGGUUAUUUUUAUAUACGUAUGUUGAAAAUGACAUAUAUUUUAUACGACAUAUCAUUUAAUUAAAAUAAAUGUAAGGAAUGUUAUGACAUUGUGCAAUAAAAAGUACAGAUCAA
Danaus plexippus (monarch butterfly) is the source of this 2086-nucleotide messenger RNA. RefSeq names its product sodium-independent sulfate anion transporter-like. Gene Ontology annotation, cellular component: membrane. The transcript is spliced from 14 exons. The record is from RefSeq and is a predicted model, not a curated record. Bases 138 to 1907 code for a protein of 589 amino acids. Gene Ontology annotation, molecular function: sulfate transmembrane transporter activity. NCBI's taxonomy places the organism in Eukaryota, Metazoa, Arthropoda, Insecta, Lepidoptera, Nymphalidae. Gene Ontology annotation, biological process: transmembrane transport.